Bactrocera dorsalis (oriental fruit fly) is the source of this 2373-nucleotide messenger RNA. RefSeq names its product lysosome membrane protein 2. The coding region runs from base 682 to 2364 and encodes 560 amino acids. Gene Ontology annotation, cellular component: cytoplasm; membrane. Lineage: Eukaryota; Metazoa; Arthropoda; Insecta; Diptera; Tephritidae. Gene Ontology annotation, molecular function: scavenger receptor activity. The record is from RefSeq and is a predicted model, not a curated record. The transcript is spliced from 8 exons.
GUCAAGUUGCAACUAUGAGAUUCGCAUUUAGCCGCAAGAUUUUGAUAAGCUAAGAAGUGCUGGGCGCGUGCGCAAAUCUAACGAAUGAGAAAACGAAGAGUAGAAGAAAAAGAACAAGUGCAGUGAACGCCAACACCUAUAUGUGAACAAAUGGAAAUUUUUCAAAUAUAUGAGAACUGUUAAUGUCAACAUUAAAUAUAUAUAAAAAUUAACUACAAGCACUUCCGGUAUAGAGCGAAAAAUAGGCGUGUACAUUAACAUUUGGUUUGUGAAGAACUUAAAUAGUUUUUUGUUUAAUGAGAAGUGUCAAAAAUAUUUCGGUGGUUCAUGAAGCCGUUAUUCAUUUGAGGUGCGGUUGAUUGCGGUGAUUAUUUAUUUCGAUAAAUUAGAUAAGAAGCUAACAGUGAGGAAGUGCCUAUAGCAUAGUCGUUUAUUUUUAUGAAGCAGUCGUGACAUUAUGGAACUCGUACUAUCAAUUCAUAAUUAAUUUUAAACAAAAAGAAAAAAUUGCGACAACUCUAUGAAACUAGAUAAAUUUAAUUAUUCAUAGAAAAACAAGAAAAAAUACCAAGGCGUAUAAGCAUUAAUUCAGCAGUAAAUCUACGGAACACGGAAACAAAGUGACACAUCUGGGUUUUUCAGCUGAUUUUUAUAAAUUAGUUAGAUAAUACAAUAAAAAAGAUGAAGCUUUUUGCAGCAGGAUCCAGAAGUGGCCGGAUACUCAAAUUAUCGAGUGUUGGCAUUGCGCUGAUAAUUGUGGCGGUUCUGAUGAUCGCGAUUGAUCCACUGCAGCUGCUAAUUGAUAAUCAAUUGACCCUGAAAACCGGCACGCUGCUGUAUAAUUUAUGGCUGAAGCCACCGCUUGAAGUGUUCAUCAGUGUGUACAUGUUCAAUGUCACCAAUGUGGAAGCGUUCAUGAGCGGACAGGACAGCAAGUUGAAGCUGGUGGAGGUGGGACCGUAUGUGUAUCAGGAGGUGUUGGAGAACCAAAAUGUCUUAUUUAACGACAACAAAACCGUCACUUACACGCCACAACGUACAGUGCGCUUUAUACGUGAACGUUCUGUCGGUGAUCCGACGGUCGAUAAGAUAAUGGCGCCGAAUAUACCCUACUUGGGUGUGAUGUCUGCGGCAUCGGCUUACUCUAUAUUCGCUAUGAUGGCGGUGAAUGCUUUGACGAAGAAGUUCAAUUCUAAGCCGAUGCUGCAGCUAAGUGUUCAUGAUUAUCUCUGGGGUUAUGAGGAUCCAAUAGUGAAUUUGGCAUCAAAGAUUGUGCCGAGUGUUAUAAACUUCCAACGCUUUGGCUUGAUGGAGCGGAUGUUCGAUGAAGGUCACAAUGUGGUCACAAUGAAAUUGCCGAAAAAGCUGCACGCAAACGAUGAUGGUGUAGUGGAAGAGACAGAUCGUGAUUUCUCCAUCGACAAUUGGAAUGGCAAGACAGGUUUCAAAAACUGGGACUAUAAUGAGGAACGCAACACGAGCAACACACCUUGCAAUACACUACGUGGUACCUAUGACGGCACGCUUUUCCCGCGCAACAUCCACAAAGGCGAAACAUUUCGCGUGUAUCGCAAAGCUUUCUGCCGCAGUCUGCCUAUACAGUACUCACACCCUGAAACCGUUAAUGGAUUUAAGGGCUAUAAAUUCAAAUUGAAGGAAAAUGCCUUUGAUAGCGAUCUCGGGGACUCAGAGACAUCCUGCUAUUGCAAGAACAAACGUUGCUUAAAGAAGGGACUUGGCAAUAUUUCGCCUUGUUACUACAAUAUUCCCUUGGCUGUUUCAUUUCCACACUUUUUCAACGGUGAACCGAGUCUGCUGGAAAACAUAGAAGGACUGAGUCCAGAUAAGGAUAGACACGGUACAGAUAUAAUCAUACAACCGCAACUGGGCAUACCCAUGAGAGUGCGUUCCCGCUUUCAAAUAAACUUGCUGAUGGGAAAUGUCAAAUAUAAUCGUGGUGUAUCACAGUUUAAGAAUAUGGCAUUGCCCAUAUUUUGGAUUGAGAUGGGCGUUGAAGAUCUCACACCCGGCGUUAAAAUGUUGCUCACUCUACUUUUUCGUGUCUGUCCAUGCUUACAGUUAGGGCUGGUUAUAACGCUCAUUGCGAUUGGAGUGUAUUUGGUGAGCAGUGCUUUGUUGUAUUGCUUCUGGGCGCCAACAGCUUGGAAAACCAUCAAUUCAACCAUGGAGCAAGCAAAGAAUGCAGAAGCCGGUCUCAAGGCAAAUGUGGGCUUCUUGCCGUUGUUAAAGCAACCGACGAUAGUAGAAAUGAAGAAUCUGCCGAAACAGUCCAAAGCGGUGAAUCCAAAGAGGCCUGAUUAUGAUGUGACGCUGCUGCCGCUGCACCGAAGUGUGAUGGCGUAAGGCAGAAGU